UCCUCAGCCAAUCCUGCCCCUAGUUGCUCUCCGGUCCAGUCUGUUUGAUGACGCUUUUUACGUCACUGGCUCCAAAAAAAUCCAAAACGGCGACCAGGAAGUAGCAAAAUCCGGGCUUCAUUUUCUCGGCGUUGAAACCAACGGGUGACGUCACGGUUAGUUUACGCCUGGGAUUCAGCCGUACUCUUCAUAUCUAUGGAGUGUUCCCCCACAUUGCGUUCUCAGUCUGCUGUGUCCAGUUGCCGUGUCCUCCAGUAGGGGGCGCUGCGGCCUGUUUUCAUGACGUCAUAUUUCAGCGUCGAAUAAGAAAGAAGGAAAACAACAUGGCGGCGCCCACGGAGCACGUUGAGGUCUCGUCCACGGAGGAAAAAAACAAACCGGAAUCUCCAGAAACCUCCACGGACUCAGAACCGGCAGCUCCGGAACCAGAUCGGGAUCCGGACUCAGAUGAGGAUUCCGACGGGGCCGAACCUCCCGGGCCGAAGCUCCGGGACACUCCGGAGGACAUCCGGCUGGAGGCGGCGGCCAACACCGUGGCUCUGCAUCCCACCCGGGACAUGCUGGUGUGCGGGGACGUGGACGGGGACGUGUACGCCUUCUCCUACUCGUGCACGGAGGGAGAGAACCGGGAGCUGUGGUCGUCCGGACACCACCUGAAGUCCUGCCGCCAGGUGCGCUUCUCCGAGGACGGCCGGAAACUGUUCAGCGUGUCCCGGGACAAGGCGGUCCACUUGCUGGACGUGGAGCGGGGACAGCUGGAGACACGGAUCCGGGGGGCCCACGGAGCCCCGAUCAACAGCCUGCUGCUGGUGGACGAGAACAUCGUGGCGACUGGAGACGACGGAGGAACCCUGAAGGUGUGGGACAUGAGGAAGGGGACAUCCAUCAUGGACCUGAAGCACCAUGAGGACUACAUCAGUGACAUCACCGUGGACCAGGCCAAGAGGAUCCUCCUCACAGCCAGCGGUGACGGGACGAUGGGCAUCUUCAACAUCAAGCGGCGUCGCUUCGAGCUGCUGUCUGAGUACCAGAGUGGAGACCUGACCUCGGUGGCCAUCAUGAAGCGAGGGAAGAAGGUGGUCUGCGGCUCCAGCGAGGGAACCGUCUACGUCUUCAACUGGAACGGCUUCGGGGCCACCAGCGACCGCUUCGCCGUCAAAGCCGAGUCCGUGGACUGCAUCGUUCCCGUCACCGACAGCAUCAUGGUCACCGCCUCCAUGGACGGAUACAUCCGCGCCAUCAACCUGCUUCCUAACCGGGUCAUCGGCUGCAUCGGCCAGCACGUCGGCGAACCCAUUGAGGAACUCGCCAAGUCCAGAGACUCACGCUUCCUGGUCAGCUGUGGACACGACCAGCUGAUCAAGUUCUGGGACAUCUCCAGUUUACCCAACGCCAAGGUCCAGGAGUACCGCAAGAGGAAGAGGAAGGACGGCCGGAUGAAGUCGCUCACCAAGAAGGCGCUCGGAGACAACGACUUCUUUUCCGGACUGGUGGAGGAACCCGAGAAGAAGGAGGAUGAGGAGGAAGAUGAGGAGGAGGAGGAGGAAAGUGACAGCGACAGCGAUUGAAACUCUGGUUCUUGUGACUUUAAAGACCUAAAAACAUCGCUGCUGUUUGGUCAAAGUGCCUCUAGUUGUCUGGACCAUCAACAUCGACGUGGAGGUCACUGAAGGUACCAACUCCUCAAAGUGUUGGACAAGAAACAAACCACCGCUGGAACCUUUGGAGUCAACAAUGAGGAGGAAUGUUCAGAAAUAUCCAUGAAUCCUGACUGUUGAUGAGCUACAUGGUGUUGGACUUCUGCCAAUGGUGGAAAAUGUUUUUUUUCUAUAGAACUUGAAUAUUUAGCGUGUAUUAACGCUAAGGGGCAGAAAUAAAGACAUUCUGGUGAUA
Acanthochromis polyacanthus (spiny chromis) is the source of this 1893-nucleotide messenger RNA. RefSeq names its product WD repeat domain 55 (gene wdr55). Bases 324 to 1568 code for a protein of 414 amino acids. Lineage: Eukaryota; Metazoa; Chordata; Actinopteri; Pomacentridae. The transcript has 5 exons. Gene Ontology annotation, molecular function: protein binding. The record is from RefSeq and is a predicted model, not a curated record.